GACACUGGAUCACUGGAGUCAAAAGGAAAGGAAGAGAUCUUCACUUUCUACAUAGGAGACAAUCCUCAACUCCUGGACUACUUUUUUUUUGUGUUGUUGGAGAUCUUAGUGUAAUGUGUUAGUCAGCUGUAUGGAUUCCCUGAGCUGAGAGAUGUUUGUGCUGGAGCAGCUGUUCCCAUAUGCUGCCUGUAGUGUGUAGAAGAAGUGUGUGGGUUAGUAUGUUUGGGAUGGAAAAGUGGGGCUUGCACGACAAACAGCUCUGCUCUUAGCUUUACGCCAUGGGGGGUUGUCAUAGUUACCCCUCGGCUACGAAGGCAGACAAGAAGAGUCUUCAGCCUCCUGACUUCAGCAGUGAAAAACUGGGAAUUAAUAACAAUAAUCUGGAGGAGCGACCGUAUCUGCAGCAGCAGUACGUGUGCCAGCUGAUCACACACACAGACAUGUUGGCCCUCAACGCGCUGCCGCCUGGCGUCGACAAGGCAGAGUGGCUUGCCAGCAAUACUGUGGCUUUUUUCAAGCAUAUAAACCUGUUCUCUAGUGCACUGUCUGAGUUCUGCACCCCCACCACCUGCCCCACUGCCUGUGGACCAGGCAACACGGUGUAUGUGUGGACCGAUGACCACGGCAGGAAGCUGAAGUGCUCCGCCCCGCUUUACUUUGACUAUGCCAUGUCAUACGUUCAGGAGCUACUGACUGAUGAAGAUGUGUUCCCCACAAAAGCAGGUUCAGUGUUUCCAACAGGCUUCAUCUUUCUGGUCCAGAAGGUGUUUUUGCUGUUCUUCAGGACUCUGGCUCACAUUUACUGGUCUCACUACAGAGAGACCCUGGCACUGGGCCUGCACCCACAACUCAACACACUCUUCACACACCUCACACUCUUUUGCCGGCAGCACGCCCUGCUGGAGCCGGAGGACACGGAGCCGCUGCAGGAUCUCAUCACAGCUCUGGGACAGCAAUGCUGAACCUAAAGAGCAAACACACAUAUUGCACACUGAUUUCACAUUUACACAAUUCCAUCACACUUAUUAACAUCUUAUUAUAACAUUUUAUAAAGCUAUAUAGCGUCUUUCAUCCCUUUGGGUUAUAUGUCACUUUCUUUGAAGUAUGGAAUUUUUUUAAAGGUCUUGAAGUUGUAACUUAAAAAAUACUGUUAAUACAGUAUUUGGGAGAAAUAAUGAGUCUGUUCUGCUCCAAAAAGCAGUACAUCAGACCAGAAAAGGUGUCUUGUUCUUUUUGUAUAUAUUUAUAACCAGGUAUUGUGAUACUGUGUGAAACAGUAAUUUUGCAUGUCAGUGUAUUUUAACAUAAUGGUGCAUUAUAUUUUGUUAUGGUCAAUAUCUUCAAAGUCAAAAAUGUCUUCCUCAUAGGCUUAACACAGAAAUAAAGAAAACGUUUAAUCAUUCAGUUCACAAUCAAUAUAAACAACAUGUGCCAUCAUUAUAGAGUUUGAACUUGUGACCACACUGUUGUGACUGCAUCUGAGUGGAAUGACACUCACAGCUUAUUUUUGCAUCUGCAUUAUGUAUGAUUCUGUACACCAAAAUAAACAUCUUUGAAAGAGCA
Trematomus bernacchii (emerald rockcod) is the source of this 1563-nucleotide messenger RNA. Its product is annotated as MOB kinase activator 2. Gene Ontology annotation, cellular component: cytoplasm; nucleus. The coding region runs from base 279 to 962 and encodes 227 amino acids. Gene Ontology annotation, molecular function: protein kinase activator activity. The transcript has 5 exons. Gene Ontology annotation, biological process: signal transduction; positive regulation of protein phosphorylation. The record is from RefSeq and is a predicted model, not a curated record. NCBI's taxonomy places the organism in Eukaryota, Metazoa, Chordata, Actinopteri, Perciformes, Nototheniidae.